AGAUCCGUUGCUACUGGCGGGAGACGCAGUCCAGGCGGCGGACGGAAUCUCGAAGUCGCCUCGAGGAGUCCCGAGGGAGAGACGUGAGCGGCGCAGAGUCCACGCCAAGCUUGUGGUUUUGAGACACGUUCAUGUACUGUAAGUGUUAGAGGCACGCCAGCAAUCCGUGUGUAUGGGAAGUGCACAGCUUGGCCAGUAAUUACCGGUGACACUUGCUCCGUCCCCUCUGUGGGCCGCGGCGCGUCAGUGUGCCCUGGGAUGUCCGGCAACACGGCCACCACCCUGCCCACCGGCCAGCGGGGAAAGAGCUUCGCCAUGGAGUACUUGCUGGGCGGCGGCGGCGCGGGCGGAGGGAAGGAUGUUGGUGGCGGCGGCAGCGGCUCCCUGGCACCUCUGAGACUGAACCUGCCACACCUGUACAACACGUGUCUCCUGCCACACCUGCCCGGCUUGCCGCCCCCCCUGUUGCCAUCCCUGCCCUACCCUCCGCUGCAUCACUACCCUCUGCCCUCCGCCCUCGCCGCGGGCCUCCAGGGCACGCUGCACCCACCCCUGCUCGGCCUGUCGCCCCCGGGACUCGGGAUGCGCCACCUCGGGGACUUGGGAGUGACUCGCAGGGACGUGCUGGGGCUGGACGGCCCUCAGAGUCCAGGCUCAGUCGGCGACCACACCAACACCUCCGACUCGGACCACCACGAUCACGAAAAGUCAGAUGACCUGACCGACGACCUUGAGAUUGAUCCUGUUGAGAGUGAAGACGACGAAACUGGAUCACCCUCCGAUCGCAUUUCCAGAGCGGGAGAGGGUAGCGAGGGCGCGGGCACAGGGGCGGGGACCGGCGUGGGCGGCAGCAAGUCGAGGCGGCGGCGCACGGCCUUCACCUCGGAGCAGCUGAUGGAGUUGGAGAGGGAGUUUCAGACCAAGAAGUACCUCACACUCAGCGAACGCUCCCAUAUCGCCCAGACCCUUAAUCUUUCUGAGGUCCAAGUCAAGAUAUGGUUCCAAAAUCGACGUGCCAAAUGGAAGCGCGUCAAGGCGGGGCUGGUGUCGGGGUCUGCGGGCGGCGGGAAGAGCGCCUCCUCGGGCCAUAAGAUCAUUGUGCCCAUCCCUGUACACGUGAACCGUCUCUCCAACCUGUCUCAGUCGCAGCAGAUGGAGAAGGCACAGUCUACCGGUCCAGGUGUGGGUGCGGGAGGGUCAGGCCCCAUCAGCUGCACCACCGCCUCGCCGCUGCCCACGAUCAAGGCCAUGGACCCUCCCUCCAGCAUCCAGUCCCGCCGCUCCGCCUUUCAGGGCCUGCCGCAGCCACAGCCGGUAUCCUUGGGCCAGUCUCUCUCCCAGCCGCCGCAGCCGCCGCCACCCAUCUCAGUGUCGCUGUCCCAGAGCCUCCAGCCGAGCCUGUCCGCCGCCCUCGCUCACAGCCACUCACCGACGAUGCCUCGCCUCAGCCACGCCCCUUCCCUCGCCUUGUGAAGGACACCAUGAUGGCUGAAACUUACUGAAGCAUCGUCUCUGCCCAAGUCAAAGCGGGGGUAACGAUCACGGCCGGCGCUGCCCCCGCCCGCCGCCCGCAUCACCGCGCGGCGGACAAGCAGCACGACGAACGCGUCAUGCUUGCAGGAAAUGUCUCACAACGAAAAGAUAGCCGUCAGAAAACACUGCUGCAUCCAGUGGAAAUAUAUCAAUGUAAAAAAAAGAACGAGAAAACAGCUAAAUACUAAGUGAUGUAAAAAGAAAUCUGUGUUCAUGAAGUUGAGUUCGAUCAAGAUGGCGCACCAGACGACUGACGAGUUUUAAUCUUUAUAUUUGUUUCCGUUUUUGUACAGUGAGAGGUAACCUGGGUCUUAGGGUUAGAACUGCUUUCUUUCCGGUUAACCCAUAGCCACACCUCUACAGGAAUAGAGCCCCUCUCGCGCCUCCAGACAAACACACUCUCUGCCUCCCCACCGCCAGUCACAGAAGGGGAGCGGGUGCGCGUGAUCACAGUCGCUAUAUUGCAAGAGCGAAGAGAAAGUGAGCCGCGAUGCCCGCCACUACUCGGCGGAGACGGAGACUCCUGCUUGGGAAUGGACGACUGGAGCAGGAAGAGCAAGGGCUGGCUCGCUCCGUGCCCCGAGGAGGCCGAGGAGGGAGCGCAUGCCAGCUUUAAGAUUUAGUUCUGUAAAUACUGCUUGUAGGUAAUGUACCGUUAUGUUGCUGACGAGGAGAAUGAAUGUACUGAUAGUGUAGCUGUAGCAAAACCUCCCGCCCGUGUAAAAACAAUGUCCGCCAUCCUGCACUACUCCACUGCCUCUGUCUGGCCUGCCUCCACACUCUGGGCGAAACUUCUCCUUCUCCUUUCAUCUUCUUUUUAAGAUAAAACUAGCGCCCGGACAAAUUCAGGUCGUGGUGGCUCACACACACACACACACACACACACACACACACACACACGCGGUGAGGGUGGGAAAGUGGUGAGGCCAAGGCUGCAUGUGAGCCGACCCUCUUGGACGGUGGCUUCCAGGGGCUGAGGGUUGGCGGGGUGGAGGAUGGCGUUACGUAUACACAUUACUGGGGUGGUGAAGGUGGGGCGGCUCGGAAGAGCAGGAUGGAGUGCACAGCUUGUCAUCAGUCUUACGUGGCGCCUUCCCAGAGUUCUUCGCGGCAUCCCCAAAACUGGUGAUACAUUUCAGGGUAAACUGUUCCAAGAGAGUUCAAGCGAGGAGAUGUACCAGCACCAUUCACGGGGCGCAACCCAUCACCACACACCUGUCUUCGCCCCUAAGGUCUUCGCCCCUAAGAGUCACUGCCCAAAAUACCAUGAAAAUUAUAAAUAAUGUUUAAUUACUAAGACCGCUAGACUCUAUAGAUCUGAUGUCAGCGUCUCCCCCACGCCCCCACAACUAUGGUUUCAGCCUGGGCCCGCCCCGUACGCCUCGCCCCGCCCCGCCGCUUCAACCAAGCCGCCGCCAAAACUGAGUUGGAAGCCAGCAAAUAAAUCUAACCUGAGAAAUUUAUAUACGUACAUAUGCUAUCAAUAAACUGAAUUUACGUAAAA
This is a messenger RNA of Scylla paramamosain (green mud crab), 3037 nucleotides long. It is a transcript of the gene unpg, whose product is annotated as homeobox protein GBX-2-like. The transcript has 5 exons. Gene Ontology annotation, molecular function: RNA polymerase II transcription regulatory region sequence-specific DNA binding; DNA-binding transcription factor activity, RNA polymerase II-specific. The record is from RefSeq and is a predicted model, not a curated record. Gene Ontology annotation, cellular component: nucleus. NCBI's taxonomy places the organism in Eukaryota, Metazoa, Arthropoda, Malacostraca, Decapoda, Portunidae. Gene Ontology annotation, biological process: regulation of transcription by RNA polymerase II; regulation of nervous system development. The coding region runs from base 259 to 1473 and encodes 404 amino acids.